GCCUCACCGGCGCCGUGACGUUGUUCCGGCGGUGCCGCCCUGAGGCGCGGCGGCGGCGGCGGCGAUGCGGGGCUCGGGCGGCCUCGGGCCCGCUGCCUGCCCCUGGGGCUGCACGCUCGGCCCCGCCGGCUGGAGCGGCGCGCCCUUCUGCCCGCGGCACCGUAUGAACAGCCUCGCCGAGCUGCCGGCGCCGCCGCAAGGUGCCUCGCAGAGCGGGGUUGAGUGCGAGGGGAGCGAGGCGUGUCUGCUCUGGGACGACGGCCCCUCGGUGGAUUACUACCCGCUGGCCGAUGACGAUGAGGACGGCGACGACGAUUACGAGUACGGCGAGGACGAGCUGGAGGCAGGUUUGCCGUUCUUGGACGUCGCCGUGGCCGAGGGCGCCGUUCCCUACAGCUACUGCGGCUUCCGCAAGUCCUUCCUGUGCUCGGAGCCGCCCCCGCCGCUGCCCCGCAGCGCUGCCACGGCCCUGGACGCGCGGCUGCACCGGCUGCCCACGCCCCGCCGGCCCUGGCUCACGGCAGAGGAAGCUGAGAGGAACGCCCAGGAGCUGGUGGCAGAGGAGGAGCGGGCCAAGAGGAAGGCGGAGAAGAAGAAGCUGAAGAAGAAGAAACAAAAAGACCGAAAGAAACGGGAGAAACUGGUUCAAGAGCAGAAGAACAAAGAGAACGCUGACCCCAGCCCCCCAAGUGGCCCUGCAGGCAGUGGGCCCCCCUCAGAUGGUGCUGAGGAUGAGGAAUGCUGCCCAGAGCCCUCCCCGUGCCCUGGGGACUCCACAGUGCCCUCAGGAGAGCCUGGCCCGGAGGACGCAGCAGUGCCAGAGGAGGAGCUGGACCUGAGCUGCACUUUUGUCUGCAAAGCACGGGAGAAGGCGGGGGUCCGGCUGCCCCCCCCGGGCACACAGAACGUGCAGCCAAGCAGGAAAGUGCCCGAGAAGGGGAGUGGGGACCCCGUGGAGGGACCUGUGUCCCCCCAGCCCCUCCAGGCCAGGCCGCCCAGCCCCGGCACCAUCGAGCAGAGCCUGGCGCUUGCAGGCCAUGGCAUCGAGGCAGCCCAGAUGGGGCAGCACACCGAGGCCGUGUGGGCCUUCACCGUCGCCCUGGAGCUGAACCCCCGCGAGCACCGGCUCCUGGGGAACCGCUCCUACUGCCUGGAGAAGCUGGGCCGCUACGAGGAGGCGCUGGCGGACGCGGAGGCGGCGCUGGCGCUGCAGCCCGGCUGGCCCAAGGGCUCCUUCCGCAAGGGCAAGGCCCUGAGGGGGCUCCAGGUACCUGGGGGGGGGCUCCAAGUACCUGGGGGGGACUCCAGGGACU
Messenger RNA from Passer domesticus (house sparrow), 1313 nucleotides. Its product is annotated as tetratricopeptide repeat protein 31-like. The annotation marks the transcript as partial. NCBI's taxonomy places the organism in Eukaryota, Metazoa, Chordata, Aves, Passeriformes, Passeridae. The record is from RefSeq and is a predicted model, not a curated record. The transcript is spliced from 9 exons. Gene Ontology annotation, molecular function: protein binding.